AAUCUGAAAAGACACAGAAUUACUCAAUAUUAACUUGUCUUGAGACUUGACAUAAACAUGGCAGCACAAACUACAGUCCAGCAUGAGCAAGGAGCCGAAGAUCCUGCCGUUACCAACUUUAGACGAUACCUUCGCAUCAAGACUGUGGAACCUGAUCCAGACUAUGCUGGAGCAAUAGAAUUUUUGAAAGAGAUGGCCGGGGAAAUGGGAUUACCAGUACAGUGCAUUGAGGUGCAUCCUGGGAAGACUAUUGUCAUCAUCACAUGGGAAGGAACUGACCCCACCCUCAAGAGCAUCAUUCUCAACUCACACAUAGAUGUUGUUCCAGCCUCUGCAGACCAUUGGAAAUGUGAUCCAUUUGAAGCUAAGAAAAUGGAAAAUGGGGACAUUUAUGCUAGAGGCACCCAGGACAUGAAGUGUGUUGGAAUUCAGUACUUGGAGGCGAUCCGGAGGCUGAUCAAGAAAGGGCAACGAUUGCUUCGCACAGUCCACAUGCUUUUUGUCCCAGAUGAAGAACUUGGAGGAUUCAAGGGAAUGAAGCUGUUUGUUCAGACACCUCAAUUUCAGAAACUCAACAUGGGGUUUGGACUAGAUGAAGGUCUUGCCAACCCAACAGAAAAGUUUACAUUGUUCUAUGGAGAAAGAGCAACAUGGUGGAUCGAUGUGAUUUGCACUGGAGAUCCUGGUCAUGCUUCAAAGUUUGUAGAAGACACAGCUGCAGAAAAGGCAGUAAGUUAUAAUGAAGAAAUAUUUCUUUUAGAAUUGGGUAAAUUAUGCUUUAUCUUUACCAAUAACUUUGGUGUUUUACUUGUGAUGGAAUUUCCUAGAUUCAUUGUGGAUUAUAGAGUCAAUAGUACUAAGUCAAUAUGCCUCUCAUCAUUUUGUUUUUUUAAAUAUUUUUGUUUGCAGCGGAGAGUCAUGAAUGCAUUCCUGGGCUAUAGAGAUGAAGAAAUGAAGAGGUUGAGUACAGAAAAAUUGGGAGAUAUUCAGACUGUGAAUUUGGUGCGAAUGUCGCUGCUACCUUUCAAAAAUCUUUUUUCUUUUAUGUUAUCCCAGGGAGGUGUGGCUAACAACAUUGUUCCUAUUGAACUGAGACUGCGCUUUGAUCUCCGACUCUCCCCACAGCAAACACCAGAGUUUCUUGAGAACAAGAUCAAGGAAAUGAUAGCAUCUGCAGGGGAAGGUGUGUCCUUUGAGUGGAUCAGGAAAGGAGUCUGCUACUCAACACCUCUGGAUGACAAAAAUGUCUGGUGGCAAACCUUCAAAAAAGUUUGUGAUGAGAAAAAGCUGGAAUUGGAAACUGGGGUGUUUCAAGCAGCGACCGAUAGCUGCUACAUCCGAGCUUUGGGGAUUCCUGUUAUCGGAUUCUCACCCAUCAAUAAUACUCCCAUACUUCUUCAUGAUCACAAUGAAUACCUUAAUGAAGGCGUCUUCUUACGAGGCAUCAACAUCUAUGAAUCUCUCAUUUCAGCCAUAGCCAAUGUGCCUGAGUAGUUGCUGCCUUGUUGCCCAUGCCAGCACUAUCAUCAAACAUUUUAGUAUCAGAAUUAUGUACGUGUAUUCAUACUUUAUUAUUAGAAACACUAUCUCUACUGAAAUUCCAGUCUAUAGUAUUAUCUCAUUACACCUCAAAACAUAAUAUACGGUAAUCCUCAUUUUCACUGAUGUUUACUUUGUUCAUUGUGCAUCUAAAUUCUAAAUGAAAUGUAUUUACUAUUGUCAGUAAUAGUUACAGGGGCAAAUGAGUAGCUUUACAAAGAUUUUCUUCAGAAAAUGUGGAGAAAACUGACAAAGUUUUUUCAUGAACAUGUGUGCAUAAUGGUAUAUGUAAUUUCCCAGCUCCCUAGGAGUUUGUUAUAAUGAGGUUAUACUGUACUUUCUUUGGAAGACUGGUCUGGAUUUAAAAAAAAAACAGUUGUAUGUCUGAUCUUAUAACAUGUAAAUCCACACUCAAGAAUAGUUUUACCAAUUCUCAUGAUUUUUGGUGAACACUGCAACAUUAAAGAAAAGGCUGCCGAUCACAAUAAAUUAGAGGUUUACCAUCCGUAUUUAUUACUGCAUACCGACUCUAACAAGAUGCCAGCCAUGAAGGGGAGACAAUCGACUCUUUAAAAAAAUGUAUAAUUUUUAAAAUCUCUCACAGAGAGUGACAUAAAACUAUGGCACUGGCCUUUACCUUUAAGCAUGUGUUCAUUGUUUAGCACGUUAGCACCAUCUUUCUUUUCUCCUCUGUAAAAUAGAAAGCUGGAAUUAGAGACACAGGUGUGCCCAGGUGCAACCGAUGCAAGCUAUAUCCGUUCUUUGGGAAUCCCUGUUUUAGGAUUCUCACCCAUGCCUACCACUCCCAUACUUCUUCAUGAUCACAAUGAAUACCUUAAUGAAGGCGUCUUUCUCCGAGGAAUCAACAUCUAUGAAUCCAUCAUUCCAGCUUUAGCUAGUGUUCCUUAGUGUGUUGAUGCUUUGUACCCAUAGCUACAACCCCAGCAAUAUCAUCCAAUACUACUGUACGAGAGCCUUAAUUGUAUGUGCGAUACACACAUAUACGAGUUGCUUUUGAUAGUAUAUACUCAUUUGUAAUACUAAUUGCCUUGGCCUUUACCAAGACAAAUUUCUUCAUGGUAUUGAGAUAUCUCGAAUGGCAUCCCUAUAGCUCAUGCCCCAAAACACGAGUAUUGAUAUGAUACAACAGUGAUAUAAUAACGACGUAUUAAAAACUGUUAUCAUUGCAAUUUUUUUUUUAAUGGCCUUUUCGUUCUUAAUGGAUCGAUUGAGUUACUGAGGAAGGAUACAAGCUUUAGAAUUUAAAGGAAUAGAAUAUCUGGGGUAAUUAAAGCAUGUUCAUUUGUUAUACCCAGUAUUGCAUUUAUAUAUUUGUCUUAUUAAAGUUACAAACCAUGAAUUUUUGUCCAUUCUAUAGUCAUUUUCAAACUUGUGCGAGAUCAAAUUUAAGAUAAAUCCAUUUGGGACAAUCCUGUCCAGAUUGUAGACAUUUUCAAUACCACAUUAAUCUAAAUUGAAAAGUAUGAAAAUAUUAUCAAGAGACUGAUACUGCUUGAUAACAAAAUAUGUACUAUUUUGCCAACAUUUGUACCCAUAUCUACCUAUUUUGUAUAUUUAUUAAUCAUAUAAUAUCUAUAUUUUGAAAAAUUGCCAAGUGUGUGUAUAUACUUGCCCAUCCUAUUUUUAUCAGGGGAUUUUGAUUUGUGUAAUGGAAAGCAAUAUGUGUUUAAUUUGUUGUUUGACUAUGUUAUUUGAGGUGAAUUACAUACAAAUAAAUGCUGAUACACAUAUAUAAUAAAUGUUUCUACCA
Molecule: messenger RNA, 3310 nt
Organism: Strongylocentrotus purpuratus (purple sea urchin)
Lineage: Eukaryota; Metazoa; Echinodermata; Echinoidea; Camarodonta; Strongylocentrotidae
Product: aminoacylase-1-like
Exons: 15
Coding region: 58-1494 (478 amino acids)
Molecular function (GO): aminoacylase activity
Source: RefSeq, a predicted model, not a curated record